Sarcophilus harrisii (Tasmanian devil) is the source of this 3867-nucleotide messenger RNA. RefSeq names its product zinc finger protein 420. Gene Ontology annotation, molecular function: DNA-binding transcription repressor activity, RNA polymerase II-specific. The record is from RefSeq and is a predicted model, not a curated record. The transcript is spliced from 6 exons. Gene Ontology annotation, biological process: negative regulation of transcription by RNA polymerase II. The coding region runs from base 564 to 2906 and encodes 780 amino acids. Lineage: Eukaryota; Metazoa; Chordata; Mammalia; Dasyuromorphia; Dasyuridae.
UCUCUGACGUCACUCCUAGCCCGCCCUCUUCUCGCCUUUUCCCUGCUUUGUUGUGACACUUUUCCUCCUCUUUGCUGACGGAUCUGGGACUGAGUGGCCGGGAUCGGAAAGUGGAGUCGGUUCCAGCCGGAGGCCGGCGGCGGGCGGCUGUCGGGAGGAAGGUCCUGGGGUCUGACGUCACGUGGGCUUCCUCUCCUCCUCCUCCCGUUCUCCUGGGCCCCCCCACUUGCUGCUGGGCAUCCCGCGGGCUCCCUGCCCGCUGUCCUGCCUUGUCCCUAGAGAGGUGCCGGUCUGGAGCCGGUGACCCCUCCCGAGAAGUGCCUGGGACUCUGGACCUUCUCCCUACCCUGAGCGCCCUUCAUUGAGAAGUGGGGGUCCUUCCUCCCAGGACUCGGCCCCUCGUGGCCUCUGCUCUGCUCUGGGAGGCAGUGGUCCCUCGUGUGACUGCCGGGCCUGGCCAGAGAACCACAUUUUAAGAAGCACAGUGAGGAGGUGAUCAAGAUGAGGAGAGGAAGACUGCUCCCUUCGUGUUAAGGAAAUCAGGCUGACUGGUUGAAGGAACUAUGGAGAUUUAUCCUGGAAGAGAAGACUUAGGGCCAUAUGACAGUGAUCUUCAGUUAUUUCAUUUUCAUUGUUUUACUUCAGAAUCUCUGACAUUCAAAGAUGUGGCUGUGGAAUUUACCUGGGAAGAGUGGGUACUUUUGGACCCGUCUCAGAAAAACUUGUACAGGGAUGUGAUGCUGGAGAAUUUUAGAAACUUGGUCUCUUUGGGAUUUGCAACUUCCAAACCAGAUGUGAUCUGCCAGUUGGAAAGAAAGGAAACAUCUUGGAAGCCAGAACCAGAUAUUCGAAGAAGCAGCUGUCCAGGAAGGAAAGAAUUUCCUGGCGAGAAAUCUUAUGAAUGUAGUAUAUGUGAGAAGACUUUCAGCAGCAAGACACAACUCAUUGUGCAUCAGAGAACUCAUACUGGAGAGAUUCUUUAUGAAUGUAAGGAAUGUAGGAAGGCCUUCCAUCGGAACUCAGAUUGUAUUAAACAUCAAAGAAUUCAUACUGAAAAGAAACAUUAUGAAUGUAGUGAAUGUGGGAAGGCCUUCAGAAAGAAGCCACAACUUAUUGUACAUCAGAGAAUUCAUACUGGAGAGAGACCUUAUGAAUGUAAUGAAUGUAGGAAGGCCUUCAGGAGUAAGAGACAACUUACUACACAUCAGACAAUUCAUUCUGGGAAGAAACCUUAUGAAUGUAAGGAGUGUGGGAAAGCCUUCCUUCGCAAGUCAGAUCUUAAUAAACAUCAGAGAAUUCAUAUUGGAGAAAAACCUUAUGAGUGUAAUGAGUGUGGGAAGUCCUUUAGGCAAAGGACACAAUUUUAUAUCCAUCAGACCAUUCAUACUGGAAAGAUUCCUCAUGAAUGUAAAGAAUGUGGGAAGGCCUUCCUCUACAACUCAGAACUUAUUAAACAUCAAAGAAUUCACACAGGAGAGAAACCUUAUAAAUGCUGUGAAUGUGGGAAGGCCUUCAGAAAGAAAUCACAUUUUACUGUCCAUCAGAGGAUUCAUACUGGAGAGAUUCUUUAUGAAUGUAAGGAUUGUGGGAAGGCUUUCUUCUACAAUUCAGAACUUAUUCGACAUCAAAGAAUUCAUACUGGGGAGAGACCUUAUGAAUGUAAUGAAUGUAGGAAGGCCUUCAAGAGUAAGGCACAACUUACGCAACAUCAGAGCAUUCAUACUGGGAGGAAACCUUAUGAAUGUAAGGAGUGUGGGAAAGCCUUCCUUCGCAACUCAGAUCUUAAUAAACAUCAGAGAAUUCAUACUGGAGAAAAACCUUAUGAGUGUAAUGAGUGUGGGAAGUCCUUUAGGCAAAGGCCACAACUUUAUAUGCAUCAGAGCAUUCACACUGGAGAGAUUCCUCAUCAGUGUAAAGAGUGUGGAAAGGCUUUCAUCUAUAACUCAGAACUUAGUCUGCAUCAAAGAAUUCAUACUGGAGAGAAACCUUAUAAAUGCUGUGAAUGUGAGGAGGCCUUCAGAAAGAAGUCACAUCUUACUAUCCAUCAGAGGAUUCAUACUGGAGAGAUUCUUUAUGAAUGUAAGGAUUGUGGGAAGGUUUGCCACUACAACUCAGAGCUUAUUCGACAUCAAAGAAUUCAUACUGGGGAGAGACCUUAUGAAUGUAAUGAAUGUGGGAAGGCUUUCAGAAGAAAACCACAACUUAUUUUACACCAGAACAUUCAUACUGGAGUGAAGCCUUAUGAAUGUAGUGAAUGUGGGAAGGCUUUCAGAAGAAAGCCACAACUUAUUGUACACCAGAGCAUUCAUACUGGAGUGAAGCCUUAUGAAUGUAAUGACUGUGGAAAGGCCUUCAAGAGGAAGGCAAAUUUUAUUGAACACCAGAGCAUUCACACUGGAGUGAGGCCUUAUGAAUGCAAUGAAUGUGGAAAAGCCUUCAAGAGGAAGGCAAAUUUUAUUGAACAUCAGAGUAUUCAUACUGGAGAGAAACCUUUUGCAUGUAAUGAAUGUGGAAAGGCCUUCAGUAGUAAGACAAAACUUAAUGUGCAUCAGAAAAUUCACACUGGAGAGAAACCUUAUGAAUGUAAAGAGUGUGGGAAGGCCUUCAGAAAGAAGUCACAUCUUACUGUCCAUCAGAGGAUUCAUACUGGAGAGAGUCUUUAUGAAUGUAAAGAUUGUGGGAAGGCUUUCCUCUACAACUCAGAUCUUAUUGUACAUCAAAGAAUUCAUACUGGGGAGAGACCUUAUGAAUGUAAUGAAUGUGGGAAGACCUUCAAACAAAGACCACAACUUACUCAACAUCAGAGAAUUCAUACUAGAAAGAAUCCUUUUGAAUGUAAUAAAUGUGAGAAGAUCUUCAAAAUGAGGACACAUCUUGUUCAACAUCAAAAAAUUCAUUCUAGGUAGAAACCAUAAAAGUAUAAUACAUGUGAGAAAGCCUUUAGACCGAACCCACUAUAUUCAUCACAGAAUUCAUAGUGGAAAGAUAACUCAUGGAAAUAAGAAUGUGGGAAGGGCUUAUAUUUGUCAAGAGUGAAAUUUAGCAGGAAGGUAAACUAAGGCAAUUCCCAAAGUUAGAUAACAUUUAUUAAUAUAAAUGCCUGUCAGUAAAGGGGUUAAUGACUUACCUCCAUUUAUGCCAAAAAGCAGAAGCAAAAGGAUAGUUCUGCUUUUAUAGGUUUUGAAAAGUACAGAACAGGGUAGAUGACAUCAUGGGAUUAAUAAUACCAGAGCUAUGAUUUGGGGAAUGACAAGAGUGGUUGGAAGUUUGGUAAUGGGGGCUAGCAAUGAUCCUUCACCCCUCCUGAGAGGCACCCUCAGGAAUGCAUAUUAUUUGGGUCCAGCUGCAAGAUAGUGGCAUAGACAUAAGGCAGCAAACAAGAAUAAUUAGUAGGAGAGCUGUAUUUCUAAAUUUAACCCAUUACAGGCCCCCUGGAUUCUGAAUUAAGUUCAGAAGCAGAGAACUGUGACAUAAGCAUAUACAGGACACAAGCAAUAAAUUGUAAAUAGGAUCAAUAAGAAAAUGAUACAGGAACAAUUACACACACAGAAAACAUACAUAUCCACUCAAGUGUGUGUGUAUGUACCCAAAUAUAUAAAUGUAUAUACAUACAUAUGUAUAUUUAUGUCUUAAAUCAUACAUUUCAUACUUUAUCAUUUCUUUCUCUGAGAUAGUUAAUGUCUUCUUUUAUAGAGCCUUGGUAAUUGAUUUGAAUAUUUAUAAUAUUCGCAAUGGCUUUAUUGUUGUUAUUCCUCAGAGAGUAUUGAUGAUGUCAUGUCCAUUGUUCUUUUGGUCCUCAUUUCACUCUUAUUUUAUGCAAGUUUUUCCAUGUUUUUCUAAAACAAUUUAAAAAAAACUAGGAAAAGA